AUGGCGAGCAAGCAGGCUGCCUGCAUGGCCUGUCGAAGGAGCAAGAUCCGGUGUAAAAGAGGCCCUGGAGCCGAUGCUUGCGAAAAAUGUCUUCAUUCAGGGACCGAAUGCGUAGUUCCAGGGGGUUUCCAUAUUGGACGACAAAAAGGAGUUAGGAAUAAGCGGACUGGGCUUGAAAAGGCGCUCCACCAGAUUGAAGAAGCAAUCAAAAAGUCCAAAUCAGACCCAAGCUCAAGCGGAAACACCGUGGAGCAACUGCAGCAACUUCUCCUCGAAGCACGCGGUAGUCGGGCUUCAUCGAACAGCAGCCCUUCAAGCAGCGUUCCUGCACCUUCAGAGGGAGUGGCGCACGUGAGUGAUGAUCAGCAAGCAUUAGAUGAUGCCGAAAAUCCUCUUCAACUACUUGCGCGCGCCUCGGAUCUGCGCUUGACAUCGCCACAGUCCAACGACCACCCUUUCACCCCAUCUACCUCACAUUUGUGCAGCGAUGUGGACCAACAGUCCGACGUCCACCGAUUCUUUCUACCGAUCAAAGCCAGUCUGGAUCGUGGGCCCAGUUAUGAUCCGAUUGAUUUGGGGCUAGUGACUGAAGAAGAAGCCGAGCUGCUUCUGUCAUUUUAUCACGAAAAGCUGGCCCACACCCGCUGGGGUACAGACAAGGCAACUCACACACUAGCGUUCUGCCGGGGACAGUCAGCAUUCCUCCUUACUUCACUGUUGGCAGCAUCUUCCUUGUUCUUACCGUCAGCUGCUGCCAUGUGCAAACGACUGUUAGUGCAUAGAAAAUUCAUGGCUGAGCAGGUGAUCGCGCGCAGACUUCGUUCAGUAGAGAUCGUUAUAGCAUUCAUGGUAAACGUGCCAUGGAUGCAUCCCGGACUCAAUGCCGGUGACGACGAUACUGGACUAUAUAUGUCCACAGCGCUGAGCAUUGCGUUAGAUUUGUCACUCAACAAGAUCAUUGUGCCAUCGUCAUGUUUCGAUCAAGAUAUACUCAAACGAGUACCAAAGGGACAUUGCCUCGACGCGAGGAAAGCAUUGACGAUGGAUGGCUUCGAAGACGUUGAGAUAACAUCAGAGUUUGGCAAGCAGAUGCUUCGAAGACGCGAGCGGGCCUGGAUAGCGCUUUUCGUAUUAGAUCGCGGCAUAGGGUUGGCUCGUGGCCGUGCCUUUUGUGCUACUGUCACACCAUUAAUUACCUAUUGCGACAUCUGGCACAUCGACAUGACCCCAGAUCCACAAGAUGGGCCGCUAGUGUCUAUGGCCGUGCUGAGACGCGAUCUUGACGACCUCUUCAGAUCUGUUCGCUCCAAGUGCGACUCGUACCAGUCUGGCGACGUUGGAUCAAAGGUUGCUGAAGACAUUGAAUCGACCAUCGAAGGCUUCUUCAACACAUGGAUCGCGAAAUGGACACACACUAUCGGCGAAGGAGAGCAGAAGAUCCUCCCACCAUAUGUCGAGAUACUUCUCCCGCAUACGCGACUGUCGGCGUAUAGCCACGUUAUCAAUCAUCCCACUGCCCCACUAGAGGUCAAACGACUGCUUCGCGGUUCUACCUUGUCAGCAGCCUUGAAUGUCAUGCGUGUGGCAAUACAAGGCGAGGUGCGUUUGAAGUCGAUGCCAAACAACACAGUGACGAUGAUUUGCUUCGCCGCUUGCGUUGCGCUGACACUAAGCGCGCCAUCUCCAUACGGAAGUUACAAUCUAGCACCGAGCGUUCGUAAUUUAAUUGAAGAGACAGCUACUGUACUGGAACGCAUUGGAAGCACACCAAGCCACAGGAAUGGGGCUUCGGUGAUAUACGGCAAGAGUUUACGCGAGCUGGUCAAGCGGGCACCAGAACUACCUCCACCUGUACCGCCGCCAGCUUCAUUCAACUACGUCUCCCAGCCUCAAGCUCCGACCAACUCGCUGUUCGCACCCGCUGCCGACCUGCUACAGUCUUCAGCUCAGCCUCAGUAUCAGCUUCCUAAUCAAUGGCCAGAGCCACUCCAAUUCUCCGCCAUGUCCGGUAAUGAGAUUAUUGAGACGGUGAUGAAUGUUGGCGAUUUCAAUUCUUCACUUCUGGAUAUACCGAUGCAGGAUCCAAACUCUUUCAUGUGGAUGGAUUGGAUCAACCCGCUGGACCCAGGAUUCUAA
Messenger RNA from Didymosphaeria variabile, 2136 nucleotides. RefSeq lists its product as uncharacterized. NCBI's taxonomy places the organism in Eukaryota, Fungi, Ascomycota, Dothideomycetes, Pleosporales, Didymosphaeriaceae. Gene Ontology annotation, cellular component: nucleus. Gene Ontology annotation, molecular function: transcription cis-regulatory region binding; zinc ion binding; DNA-binding transcription factor activity, RNA polymerase II-specific. Gene Ontology annotation, biological process: regulation of DNA-templated transcription. The coding region runs from base 1 to 2136 and encodes 711 amino acids. The transcript has 3 exons. The record is from RefSeq and is a predicted model, not a curated record.